Petromyzon marinus (sea lamprey) is the source of this 1052-nucleotide messenger RNA. Lineage: Eukaryota; Metazoa; Chordata; Hyperoartia; Petromyzontiformes; Petromyzontidae. The record is from RefSeq and is a predicted model, not a curated record.
UCGUCACGACAACCAACUCGCGCGCUCACGACGACGGAUCUCCAGGCUGUGUCCAGGCAGGCCUCAACUCUGGUCCCGUUCGUGGUUGACGUGCGAAUUGAUUGGAGAGGCAAAACUUAAUUGGUGUUAGAACACAACGGGAGGGAUACAACAACAAUACCUCGUCACCACUGUUGGAGAGAAGUCCCGUUUUGGAAAGAAAAAGCGGCCAUGGCUCCCCAGCGCUCCUCGUGCCUCGUGACCGCAGUGCUGCCAACGCUGCUGCUGCUGCUGCUCGUCGCCCGCCCGUGCGAGCCGUGCUUCAAGUGCACGGAAGCCAUCGCGGUGCCCCUGAAAGCGCUGCUGAACAGGAUGGAGAUCGACAGGCCCUUCAUUCGCACGAAGACGUACAAGGGCGUGCAGAAUAUUAUCUCCAAGCUGCUGGGAGAACAUUCCAAGCGCUUGAUCUAUUUGUACGAGCAGGUGGAGCAAACCAUGGGCUCCAAGUUUGUGGAGAUGAACAACAGAAUUGGAGACGUUUCCGGUCAGCUGAGUCAAAAACACUAUGCCAUCUACUGGAGAGAACUCAUCAAGUUAUGGAAGGAUUUUCAGGAAGCUUUGAAGAUUUCAAAGGAACCGUCAUGCCCUGUCUGUGAACCCACGUAUGUAUCUGCCCUGCGCUGCGAAUCCUGCCAGAAAGAGAAUAAGGAAGUCUGCCUGUCUUAUUGUGAACGAACUAUUUUGGAAAAGCAACGGCGAGCACCUUUGGAGGUUCUGGACGACGUCGAUCCCGACGUCAUCCCAGAGCCAGACUACGACCCUGAGUUUGAGCCCACGAAGACCAGCGUGAUUGCACUGAUCGUGAUCGUGCCAGCCAUGCUAUGCUUAAUCGUCUUCUGCAUCGGUGAGCCUUUAGCUUGUUCCUCCAGAUAGCAGAGCCGUUUUUAACAACAAGUAGAGUCCUCUGCAGAUCAUCGUGGGAGAUGUGUGUAUGUUGAAUUUCUUUCACACAUUUCCGUAGCCAACAGUGCUAAUCGGAGGGGCGGGGUUAAGGACAACAAACUAAACACAAC